AUGAGUGAGCUCCGCAAGCCUGAGUCAGACCUUCAGGACUCAAUGGAGCCCCAGCUGUUUGGGGCUGAGGGGGAGGAGGCCGCAUCCCCUUCCUCCUCCUCCUCCUCCUCCUCCUCUUCUUACUCUGGAGAUGCCGAGUCCUUGCUCCAAGAUGCACUACAUCUGAAGGUAGCUGACCUGGUAGGGUUCCUGCUCCUCAAGUAUCGCACAAAGGAGCCUACCACAAAGGCAGAAAUGCUGACUAUCCUCAAAGAUUACCAGGACCACUUCCCCAUGGUCUUCAGCUGAGCCUCCGAGUGCAUGCAGCUGGUCUUUGGCCUCACCGUGAAGGAAGUGGACCCCAGCGAUCAUUCCUAUGUCCUCGUCCCCACCCUGGGCCUCACCUAUGAUGGGAUGCUGAGUGAUGGGCAAAGCGUGCCCAAGACCGGCCUCCUCGUGUUGCUCCUGGGCCUGAUCCUCCUAGAGGACAACUUUGUUGCCCCUGAGGAGAAGGUCUGGGGAGCACUUAGCAAGAUGGGUGUGUGUGCCAGGAGGUAGCACUGCAUCUAUGGGGAGCCCAGGGAGCUCCUCACCAAAGUGUGGGUGCAGGAGGGCUACCUGGAGUACCGGCAGGUGCCUCACAGCGACCCCGCCCGCUACAAGUUCCUGUGGGGUCCCUGGGCCCACGCAGAGACCAGCAAGGGGCAGGUUCUGGACUAUCUGCUCAGGGUCAAUAGCUUGGAUCCCCGGUCCUUCCCAUCCCUGUGUGCAGAGGCUGUGAGGGAUGAGGAAGAGGGAGCCUGA
Messenger RNA from Kogia breviceps (pygmy sperm whale), 783 nucleotides. RefSeq names its product melanoma-associated antigen 10-like. Gene Ontology annotation, biological process: negative regulation of transcription by RNA polymerase II. The transcript has 2 exons. Gene Ontology annotation, cellular component: nucleus. NCBI's taxonomy places the organism in Eukaryota, Metazoa, Chordata, Mammalia, Artiodactyla, Physeteridae. The record is from RefSeq and is a predicted model, not a curated record.